AUGUCCAGGUCCUACGAUCGCGCCCUCACCGUCUUCUCGCCCGAUGGGCAUCUGUUCCAAGUUGAGUAUGCACUGGAAGCUGUACGAAAGGGUACUUGCGCGGUAGGAGUGCGGGGCAAAGACGUCGUAGUUCUCGGAGUCGAGAAGAAGUCUGUGUUGCAGCUUCAAGACCCGAGAACAGUGCGGAAGGUCGUCAUGCUUGAUGAUCAUAUCUGUCUAGCGUUUGCUGGGCUUACGGCCGACGGCCGAGUACUGAUCGACAGGGCGCGAACAGAAUGCCAGAGUCACCGACUGACUGUGGAAGACCCUGUCACGGUCGAAUAUAUUACCAGACACAUUGCCGGUAUUCAGCAACGCUAUACCCAAUCCGGAGGGGUUCGCCCAUUCGGUAUAUCGACUCUCAUCGUCGGGUUUGAUCCUCAUGACACGAAACCAAGACUAUACCAGACCGAGCCCAGCGGUAUCUACAGCGCAUGGAAGGCGAACGCUAUUGGCCGCUCUUCGAAGACCGUCCGUGAAUUUUUGGAAAAGAACCACAAAGAUGACAUGACUCGGGAAGACAGCAUCAAGCUCACAGUAAAGAGUCUGUUGGAAGUCGUGCAGACCGGCGCGAAGAACAUCGAGAUCAGCGUCAUGGAGAGCUACGGAAAAAUCACCAACCUCGAUCUCGAGCAGAUAGAAGCUAUCGUCCAAGACAUUGAACGAGAGAAAGAAGCUGAGGCGGAGAGGAAACGCUCUAGACUGGCUGCUUCAAUUGCAGGGCAGCUGGCCAUGACACAAUGA
Messenger RNA from Heterobasidion irregulare TC 32-1, 783 nucleotides. Its product is annotated as threonine protease T1. Gene Ontology annotation, biological process: ubiquitin-dependent protein catabolic process. Bases 1 to 783 code for a protein of 260 amino acids. The transcript has 9 exons. Gene Ontology annotation, cellular component: proteasome core complex; nucleus; proteasome core complex, alpha-subunit complex. The record is from RefSeq and is a predicted model, not a curated record. NCBI's taxonomy places the organism in Eukaryota, Fungi, Basidiomycota, Agaricomycetes, Russulales, Bondarzewiaceae.